This is a messenger RNA of Contarinia nasturtii (swede midge), 1830 nucleotides long. Its product is annotated as tetraspanin-2A-like. NCBI's taxonomy places the organism in Eukaryota, Metazoa, Arthropoda, Insecta, Diptera, Cecidomyiidae. Gene Ontology annotation, cellular component: membrane. The coding region runs from base 430 to 1173 and encodes 247 amino acids. The transcript has 6 exons. The record is from RefSeq and is a predicted model, not a curated record.
AUAUAGGGCGAGGUUUUAAUAGUACAAUGAUUAACUUAAAAAGUUUGUGCAAAAAUCGUUACUCAAAUAGUUACAAAAGCGACGUGUUUGAUUAAAAAAAAGUAAAUUGAUUUGGCAUUUUAGUUAAAGUAAAAACUUUCAAAUAAAAUUUAUAAUUUAACAAGCCAAUUUUUAAUAUUGUGUUAUCUGAUUGACCUGAAAAUUGAAGCCCGUGCUUGACGUUCAAUUCAAUUUUAUUAUUGUAUCAGUGUGAAUAUAUCAGUUUAAAUUUGCUUUCGAAAUAGAGAAAAUCAAUUUGGAAGCAUAGAGUUUGUGUAGACCGAAUCCAAAUAAAAAAAAAGUAAAGGGGUGACGAUGUAAUCGGAUCACAGUAUAAGCAAACGCAGAAUAAAACUUGGAGAAAGAGAAGGCUGAACGAAACGAAGUGACAUGGCUGGCAAAGGAAAUGGUCAAGGAGCCAACAUGGCUAAAUUGGAAAAUCAAAUAUCGACCAUAAAAUAUUCCAUAUUCUGUUUCAACAUCAUUGCAUGGAUAAUUGGUGCUGGAAUGUUCAUUGCAACGGUAUGGAUUCGUGCGGAGAAAAGUUUUGAAGAAUGGAUCCAAAUAUUAGACAUAUACGUUUACUAUGUUGGCAUUUACAUUUUAAUUGCUGCUUCGGUGAUAAUAUUGAUUGUAUCAUUUUUGGGCUGUUGCAGUGCACUAAUGGAGCAUACGCAGGGAUUGUUUUUGUUUAUUGGAACGCAAUGUUUAGCAUUCAUCAUACAUGUGGCUGGAUCGGCUGUUCUAUUGGAUUACAGUACACUAAAUUCAAGCAUACAGCCAUUCAUUCGUGACUCAAUGAGACGUUUAAUCAUGUCAUCGUCUACACCUCAAUCAACGACCGUUUUGAAAAUGAUUCAGGAAAAUAUUGGUUGCUGCGGUGCAGAUGGGUCUAAUGACUAUAUUAUUAUGCGUCAACCAUUGCCAUCAACAUGUCGGGACACUGUAACGGGUAAUGCAUUUUUCCAUGGCUGUGUUGAUGAGCUGACCUGGCUACUUGAGGAUAAAAGUGGUUGGGUUGCCGGAUUGGCGAUGACACUUGCACUCAUUCAAGUUAUAAAUGUGGUGCUAAGCUUCGUUUUAAUUCAGGCACUUAAAAAGGAAGAGGAUGAGGCCAGAAACUACAGACAAUAAUUAUUAUUAUGCUAUUAUACUUUUGAAAUGAAGGAACGUUUCUUGCUGCCCAACAUAGACUAAUAUGUGCAUGAGAAUGCAUUCACUAACAUACGCGACAUUUUUGCACACAUUUAACGUCCAACGUUCAUAAUAAAUUUAUGAUUUUCUUCUUCUUUUUUUUAAUUUUUUUAUUUUAAAUUCAAUUAACAUUUUUAAUGCGUAGUUUUAAAGAAAAUUAGUGGUAUAUGUGUGAAAUUUUGUUCGUUCCAUUGAAAAUUCGUGUUCUUUAAUAAUCAUCCGUUUUAUUAUAGGAAAAGCAUUUACUACCUUAUAUAUUACAUAUGUAUAUCAAAUGACAAAAGGGAUAUGUUAUGCUGAAGUUUAACAUUUAAAGUUUAUGUAAUAACCGAUCCAAAUCCACUUUCAAUUGACAAUAGAGACAAUUUAUUGACGAUUUUAAUGCCAAAUGAAUUUUUUAUGAUUUUAUCGAGAAACAUGUUAACGAGACGUACUUGUAAUUUCAUAUUUUCAUUCCACAUUUUUCCAUUAAACGUAUAAUCACACUCGGUUUCGACGACAAAAACAGCUCUGAAGUACGCAUAGAACGAUUUUUUUUUGUUUUUAUACAUUUAUAUUUUAAGUUCGAAAUAAUUGAAAUAAAAACUCUGUGCCUUG